UGAGUGUGUACGUCGCUGGUGAAGGCUGCGGCUUAACUAGAGCGCCGAUCUUCGCGAGCUAAGUCUCCAUAGCCAUACUGCACAGUAAAAGCCGCAACGAUGUCUAGUAGUUCUGCCUUUAACGACGAAAAGGGGGGCUCUUCUAGUGUUGGGGAACCCGAGUAUGGUCACGAUCCGGCCAGCGGUGGUAUUUUUUCCUCUGACUAUAAGAGGCAUGAUGACUUGAAGGAGAUGCUGGACAGCAACAAGGACUCUCUGAAGCUGGAGGCCAUGAAAAGGAUUGUUGCAAUGGUUGCCAGAGGGAAGAAUGCAUCUGAUCUCUUUCCUGCUGUGGUGAAGAAUGUGGCCUGCAAGAACAUUGAGGUAAAGAAACUUGUGUAUGUGUAUUUGGUACGAUAUGCCGAGGAGCAACAGGACCUGGCUCUACUCUCCAUCUCUACUUUCCAGCGGGGACUCAAGGAUCCUAAUCAGCUGAUCCGUGCAAGUGCCUUGCGUGUCCUCUCCAGCAUCAGAGUCACUAUCAUCGUGCCCAUUAUGAUGUUAGCCAUUAAAGAGGCUGCCUCUGAUAUGUCUCCAUAUGUCCGUAAGACGGCUGCCCAUGCCAUCCCCAAGCUCUACAGCUUGGACCCUGAGCAGAAGGACCAGUUAAUUGAGGUCAUUGAAAAGCUGCUUGCUGAUAAGACCACCCUGGUAGCAGGCAGUGUAGUAAUGGCAUUUGAAGAGGUGUGUCCAGAGCGGAUUGAGCUGAUCCAUAAGAACUACCGUAAACUCUGUAACCUGCUCAUCGAUGUGGAGGAGUGGGGUCAGGUGGUUAUCAUCAACAUGCUCACCCGCUAUGCCAGGACCCAGUUCCUCAACCCCAACAUUAAUGAGUCCCUGCUGGAGGAGGGUGGAGAGAAGGAGUUUUACGCCUCUGACGAUGAUGAGGAUGAUGAAGAGAAGAAGGCUGAGGCAGCUGCUCUGGCCAAGAGAAAGCCUUACGUUAUGGACCCUGACCACAGACUGUUGCUCAGGAACACCAAGCCCCUUCUCCAGAGCCGCAACGCUGCUGUGGUGAUGGCCGUAGCUCAGCUCUAUUUCCAUCUUGCCCCUAAGGCUGAAGUGGGCGUCAUUGCUAAGGCUCUAGUGAGGCUGUUGAGGAGCCACAGUGAAGUUCAAUAUGUAGUUCUACAAAAUGUUGCCACCAUGACGAUUAAAAGGAGGGGAAUGUUUGAGCCACACCUGAAGAGCUUCUAUAUAAGGUCUACUGAUCCCACACAGAUCAAAAUUCUCAAGCUUGAAGUUUUAACCAACUUGGCAAGUGAAACAAACAUAUCUACCAUUCUGAGAGAGUUCCAGACCUACAUCAAAAGCAUGGACAAAGACUUUGUGGCAGCCACUAUCGAGGCCAUUGGCCGCUGUGCCACCAACAUCGGGGAGGUGAGAGACACCUGCCUGAACGGCUUGGUGCAGCUCCUCUCAAACAGAGAUGAGCUGGUCGUAGCUGAAUCUGUGGUGGUAAUUAAGAAACUCCUGCAGAUGCAGCCCGAGCAGCACAGUGAAAUCAUCAAGCACAUGGCCAAGCUCAUUGAUAACAUACAGGUGCCGAUGGCCAGAGCCAGCAUCCUGUGGCUGAUCGGCGAGUACUGUGAACAUGUGCCUAAAAUUGCUCCUGAUGUUCUGCGGAAAAUGGCCAAGACCUUCACCAAUGAGGAGGACAUUGUCAAGCUUCAAAUCCUCAACUUGGCUGCUAAGCUCUACCUAACAAACUCAAAGCAGACCAAGCUCCUCACGCAGUAUGUGUUGAACUUGGCAAAGUAUGAUCAGAACUAUGACAUCAGAGAUCGUGCGCGCUUCAUUCGUCAGCUCAUUGUUCCUACUGACAAGAGUGGAGCUCUGAGCAAAUAUGCCAAGAAGCUGUUCCUGGCCCUCAAACCUGCUCCUGUGCUGGAGUCUCCAUUUAAAGACAGAGACCAUUUCCAGCUGGGCUCUCUCUCUCACCUGCUCAACACCAAAGCAGGCGGCUACCAAGAGUUGCCUGAAUGGCCCGACUCAGCACCCGACCCCUCCGUGCGCAACGUGGAGGUUAUUAGGCUGCUCGAAAGAGUCACGACUCUAACCAGCGUUCCAGAGUGGAGUAAAUGUACCAGCAGGAAGGAGCGUAAGGAGAAGAAGGUGGAAAAGCCAUUCUACUCUGACUCGGAGGGAGAAUCUGGACCCACAGAGUCAGCUGACAGUGAGUCAGAUUCAGGUAGUAGGUCAGAGAGUGACAGUGAGCAGACUGGUUCUGGCUCAGAGAGUGAAGAGAGUGUGGAGGAAUCACAGUCUGAGGAAGAGGAGGAUGAAGAAGAGGAGAAGAUGAAGAAAAAGAAGAAAGUAGACAAGAGCCAACCAAAGAAAUCUGAGAGUGCUGAGAGUGAUCAAAGCAGUGGAGAGGAGCAGAAAAAAGAAAGGAAAGGAGUCAAACAGCGGAGAAGCGGCUCUGAGUCGGAGAGUGAGGAGGAGAGCGAGUCUGAGAGCAGCGAGUCAGAGUCAGGAUCAGAGGAAGACUCAGAGUCAGAUACAGACACCAGGAAGAAGAAGAAGACACCUGCAUCAAAGCCAACUGCAAAGGAUACCAAAAAAGAGAGCAAGAAAGAGACCAAGGAAAUAUCACUGCUGGAUCUGGAUGACUUUGCACCUACUUCCUCACCUCAAGUGACUCCAGUAAACAACUUCCUGUCCAGCAGCCUGGCAAGUGAUCUAGAGGGGUUGUCACUCACUGACACUGUACUCGCCCCCACCACCAUCGCGCCAUCGGCCUCCGUGAGGAUGUACGAGCUGUUGCACCGAAUCACGGGCGAGGGUCUGGGAGUGGAGUACUGCUUCAACAGGCAGGCCUUCAGCCCUGACCCACACAUGGUGGCUGUGCAGAUCCACUUCACCAACAACACCAGCUGUGAGACAAAGAACCUGCACAUAGAAGAACCCAAACUGCAGUCCGGCAUGAGGAUCAAGGAGUUCCCGGAAAUCGAUAUGUUACCUGCUGGAGAAUCAGUUAGUGUGGUAAUGGGCAUCGAUUUUUGUGACUCCACGCAAGCAGCCAAUUUCCAGCUUUGCACCCACACCCGGAAGUUCUUCGUGUCAAUCCAGCCACCGGUGGGAGAGCUGAUGACACCUAUCUUUCUGACAGAGAAUGAGUUUAAGAAGGAGCAAGGUCAGUUAAUGGGAAUGAAUGAAAUCUCAGACAAGCUGACCCUCGGGGAGAAGUGUCAGAACGAUCAUUCCAUCAUAGAGCGGGUCAACGCCACGGCUAACCUCGGCAGGGUACCCUGUGGCUCUGACAAAGACUGCAGUCUUCCUGUUCCUCCUCCAUCUUCUCCACCUGUGUCCAGGUUCGCUGGCAAGACGGUGAGCAGCGGAAGCCUUGUGCUGGUCACCGUUGCCAGAAAGGAAGGGGGAGGGGCCCAGCUCACGGUGAACUGUGAAAAGAUGGUGAUUGGUACAAUGCUCAUGAAGGACAUCCUCCACGCCCUGAUGCAGUGAUUUGGCCCCUGACUUCACUGAGAGAAUACUGCAUACAUUUGGAGCUUUGUGUAGAUGCUGCCAUGAUCCUGCGUGGUGAUGUUGGACCAUCUUAUGUUAUUCAAUACUUAUUCAAUACUUAUUUAAACAGUGGUGAGAGAGAAUAUGAAUUGAUCCCCAAACAGUUAUUAGCUGGUGACCUGAAACAAUGUAACAUCUACAGAUAACAAUUUAAAUAUUAAUUUUCAUGUUCCUGGAUGCACAGGAGGCCCUGUGAAUGCUCUGUAGUGGACCUUUAAUCUGUAACCUGUGACCUUUUCUGUUCCUUUCAUCUUCUCCUUUUAAUUUGCACAAUGUUGCAUGAUGAGAAAUCCGGCCUGGUUUUAAAUUUUUUAAAUAAAGUGUGACAAAAAUAUCCUACAUCCAAAUCCACUGAAGGGAAAAAUCUGGGUUUAACACUGUAAACAUUCUGAAAUGUAACUCUGAGCAUUCUACAAGGAGCUAUGACUACUUCUCUACUAAUACAGUUUUCAGCAAUUGUGUAAUGGGUCCAAUAAGUCAUGACAAUCAGACUAUUCCUGCAAAACCUCAUACAUGGUCUAGGAAAUGGAAAUCUAAAUUUGUUUCACGUCAAUAUUGUAGAAAUUAUAAUUUGGGGUGAAUGUACACAUCUUGUAGACUUUAUAUGUAAUAUGACACACUUGCAUUAAUAUCUAACCAGACCAGUCUAAUGCAACAUGUUUACACCAAACAGGGUACUUUAUCACUCAAAUCACAUCACUCAAUCAUAGCUAUCUGCUAAUGUUAGUGAAGUUAUCAGCAACUUUGCUAAUAGAAAACUGACCAUUUGGACUCAGUAUAAUGUACAGUUCAUUUUCACAUGUCAUUGAACAGAAGUGUCACAACAUAACAUUUUUUAUUUCUUUGAUUUUGCCGAUGACAGAAAAUGAGAGUUUGUUUUUAUUAGGUCUCCUCAGAGGAAUAUGUGGGUUUUUUGUGAUACAAACCACACUGUUCAAGUAUCAGGUGUUGCAUUAGUAAAUAGCAAUUCACAACUACAUCCUUCUAAAGUUUGAUGCUUUUUAUUGUAUUGUUAUUUUUCCCAAAGAGAACUAUUGCAGAUUAUGUGUUAUGGAACAUUAAUGCAAAAAAUACUAUUGUUGUUACAUGAAUAGAGUUAGCAUUAUUCUCAUCCUCAUAAUUUGCAUUUUGACCUUAAGGAUGAGGUGUUCUGGGGUGUUUUGACCUUAAGGAUAAGGUGUUCUGAGACAUUUCUGGAGUGUAUUUCAUGGUGGAGGUAGCAUUAGUUUGGCAAUAGAAAUUUUACUUUAUUCUUUCUUGUAAUGUAAUAUUUAUUUAUUUAAAGAACAUUUUGUUGCAAACAAACAAUUCUAGAACCAAAUGGCUCAAACUGUACAUUUCUCAAAGGCCUGUGCUUUUUCAUGUAUUAUCAUUGAAGAUGGAACAUUUUCUCUCAUUAUGAUACAAUAUUCUGGUAAAGGUCUACUUGAAACAGAUAUAAAGGACAAACUGGAUGAUGUAUAUUGUGUCAUGUAUGAUGUUUCAGUCAGAACAUGGUGGGUGGGGGUAAAUGCAGGUAUCCAUAGUUUUAUUAAAGUUAAGGAUAGGUACAUAUUAUCAGUUGUCCUUCGUGGUUACAUCUACUAUCCAGUUGCCUAUCCAUUAUUCAGUCUAUCACCUUCUUACGUGUGAUUGUGAAACAACGUGGUUGAAUUUAUUUUACUUGAAAUUUUCAAAUGCCAAUUAAAAAAAUGCACUUAAGCUAGUUUUAUGAUUCUGUGCAUUUACUGCCUCCCAACUGUGACAUUUAAUGCCACAUAGCCUACACCAUGACUAUUUCCUCUCAUUUCCCAACUAGCUUUCUGAAAAGAAGUAAAUACAAAUCAGUUGAAUGGUGCAUGUGUUAAAUGCAGCAAAUGUAGUCAGUGCUUUAAGAAAAACUUUUUUUGUGAAUCUUUGAACUUACAAAGUGAGCAUUUAUUAGAAGAGGUCACUUGUUUCAUAAAAUGUAUCCAGACUUGCCUUUGCAAAGCUUCUUUAGAAACAGCAGCAAAUGUUUCUUUGUUCUUUCUUAGUUUGUGUCUGUUGAUAUGUUUUGCGUAAAUUUGAUUCAUUUCUUUUUCAAAAAUGUACAAUAAUAAACCAAGAUUCUCAGUUA
Molecule: messenger RNA, 5662 nt
Organism: Electrophorus electricus (electric eel)
Lineage: Eukaryota; Metazoa; Chordata; Actinopteri; Gymnotiformes; Gymnotidae
Source: RefSeq, a predicted model, not a curated record